This is a messenger RNA of Dissoconium aciculare CBS 342.82, 2450 nucleotides long. RefSeq names its product acid phosphatase AphA. Lineage: Eukaryota; Fungi; Ascomycota; Dothideomycetes; Mycosphaerellales; Dissoconiaceae. Gene Ontology annotation, molecular function: acid phosphatase activity; metal ion binding. The transcript has 3 exons. Bases 135 to 2090 code for a protein of 651 amino acids. The record is from RefSeq and is a predicted model, not a curated record.
CGAAAGCUAUCUUCGAGUUUCGCCUCACGACCGGCUGAUAUAUGUAAUAUACCGAGUAUGAAAACCUAGAUCCUCAUUGAAUAUCCUUACCAUCUUCGAGUCUUGGAAGCUGGUAUUCACCUUCCGACAAGAUAAUGAAAGCUGUCACAGCAUCAGCGCUAUUGGCGCUCAUCGCCGCAGUCGAAGCGCAUCCCGCACAUCGCGCUCACCCCAAAGCCCGCGAUGUCGAUACCCGUUAUCCAUACACCGGGCCAGCAAUUCCCGUCGGCGACUGGCUUGACCAGACGGUCAACGGCAACGGCAAAGGCUACAAGCGAAUCGUCGAACCUCCAGCCGUCAAGCCCAAGUCGAGCAGACCGACCAACAAUGUCAAUGUCAUUUCGACCUCGUUCGUGCCGGGAGGGAUGAACAUCCAUUUCCAGACGCCGUUUGGUCUCGGCAAGGCGCCGACUGUGUUUUGGGGUUCGUCUACGUCAAGUUUGAAGAACGUCGCCACGGGUAGAUCGACCACAUAUGAUCGCACGCCUCCUUGCUCCGCCGUGGACGUUGUGUUGUGCAGCCAGUAUUUCCACGAUGUUCAGAUCACAGGAUUACACCCUGGAAGCACAUAUUAUUAUCAGAUCUCAGGUGCAAACGGUACCACCACUUCCGAUGUGUUGAGCUUCAAGACUGCUCGUGCCGUCGGCGACAGCGGAUCUUUCUCCGUCGCGGUCCUGAACGACAUGGGCUAUACGAAUGCGCAAGGAACCCAUCGCCAACUCGUCAACGCCGCGAAUGAUGGUGUUGCGUUCGCGUGGCACGGUGGCGAUAUCAGCUAUGCUGAUGACUGGUCUGACGGCCUCCUGCCUUGCCAGCUUACUGGACCGGACUCCAACCCAUUGUGCUUCAACGGCACCGACUCAACCAUUCCCAACACCCCUCCUGCUCCGAGGCCCAAGGAAUACAACACUCCCCUGCCGAAGGGUGCAAAGCCGAACCAGGGUGGACCGUACGGCGGUGAUAUCAGUGUGAUCUAUGAGAGCAAUUGGGAUCUAUGGCAACAGUGGCAGAACGCCAUCACCACCAAGAUUCCUUACAUGGUUCUCCCGGGCAACCACGAAGCGGCCUGUUCUGAGGGCGACGGUCCCGGAAAUCCUUUGACUGCAUACCUGAACAACAACCAGACAAACUCGACCGCCCCCGAGUCGGGACUCACAUAUUACAGCUGUCCUCCCACCCAGAGGAAUUACACCACCUACCAACACCGUUUCCGCAUGCCUGGCAAGGAGUCUGGUGGCGUGGGUAACUUCUGGUACAGCUUCGACUAUGGUAUGGCACACUUUGUGGCCAUUGAUGCCGAGACCGACUUUCCCUACAGUCCCGAAUCCCCUUUCCUGCGCGAUACAAAUGGCCAGGGAAAUAAGCCCACCAAAGAACAAACUCAAAUCACCAAUUCAGGUCCAUUCGGAAAGAUUGACAACGAUCAAUGGAAGAACAACACCGCCUACCAACAAAUCCAAUGGCUGAAGAAAGACCUGGCCAACGUCGACCGCAAAAAGACCCCAUGGGUCAUCGCCAUGAGCCAUCGACCCAUGUACAGCACCGACGUGGCGGCAUUCCAGGCCAACAUCCGAAACGCCUUCCAGGAGAUCCUGAUCGAUGCGGGUGUCGACAUGUACCUCGCCGGGCACAUCCACUGGUACGAGCGCAACUGGCCGCUCACCAUCGACGGGACCAUCGACCAGGCCGCGAUCAUCGACAAGAACACCUAUGCCGUCAACCCGGGCAAGUCGCUGGUCCAUAUCACCAACGGAAUGGCAGGAAACAUCGAAUCCCACAGCUUCCUCAAGAACGGUACCCCCAUCCGCAACACCACCGCCGUCCUGAACCAACAAGACUACGGGUUCAGCAGAUUGACCUUCAAGGACGCCAACACUCUGACCUGGGAGUUCGUCAAGGGGGAUGGUUCCGGCAUCGGCGACUCGUUGACCGUGCGGAAGGACAAGGCCACCCCUACCGCCGCCGCCGCUGCUGCUACGUAUCCUGCACGCGCGUCCGGGCCGGCGAUCUGGCAGUGGCCGUGGGGAGGACGGCGGAAUUGGUCGAUGUAGACGGGGAGGAACCGCAUGUAUCUCCCCCUCGCACACCCUGAUUUUUAGCUUUUGGAAGAAGGGGGAAAAAGCGGUGGGGCGUGCAAGUGAGAAUUUCCCCCGACGGGGAAGACGACGGUCUGGAUGUAUGUUGAAUCGAAAUUCUAUAUCUGCUCGUCCAUCGAGAGCGAUCCAGCUCUUCAGUCCUGUUCUCCUCCGUGGCAAUCACAUCAUGUAGUCCGUAGAUCCAGCCCGUUAUGUUCGCUUUUGUCCCAACUUGCGCCCGAGAGAAGGGGCUUUUCCAUCCCCAGCCCCCAUCGAGAAUCGUACAUGGGACAAAGAUUCAGUUCCCUAUAUCCCAAGCCUCUCUCCCCUCCCCCC